CGAGAGACCCAGCCGCACGGGCCCCGGCCUGGGCAGCCAGCGACGUGGGAAAGAGAGAACUGCGGCCCCACCAAGCCGAAGCCCCAAGCCAGGGCCACGAGGAAGAAACUUCGUUCACCCGCCCCUACUUUUUAAAGGAGGAGGCUGUAAGAAAUACCGAGUAAUCUAUGCCAGCAAUUAUGACAAUGUUAGCAGACCAUGCAGCUCGUCAGCUGCUGGAUUUUAACCAGAAACUGGAUAUCAAUCUCUUGGACAAUGUGGUGAACUGCUUAUACCAUGGAGAAGGCGCACAGCAAAGAAUGGCACAAGAAGUCUUGACGCACUUAAAAGAACAUCCUGAUGCGUGGACAAGAGUUGAUACUAUUUUGGAGUUUUCUCAGAACAUGAAUACCAAAUAUUAUGGACUGCAAAUCUUGGAAAAUGUGAUAAAAACAAGAUGGAAGAUUCUUCCAAGGAACCAGUGUGAAGGUAUUAAAAAAUACGUUGUUGGCCUAAUUAUCAAGACCUCAUCUGAUCCAACAUGUGUAGAAAAAGAGAAAGUAUAUAUUGGGAAACUGAAUAUGAUUCUUGUUCAGAUACUGAAACAGGAAUGGCCGAAGCACUGGCCGACUUUUAUAAGCGAUAUCGUGGGAGCAAGCAGGACUAGUGAAAGCCUUUGUCAGAACAAUAUGGUGAUCCUUAAACUAUUGAGUGAAGAAGUCUUUGAUUUUUCCAGUGGGCAGAUAACUCAAGUGAAAGCUAAGCACUUGAAAGACAGCAUGUGCAAUGAGUUUUCUCAGAUAUUUCAACUGUGCCAGUUUGUGAUGGAAAACUCCCAGAAUGCUCCCUUAGUUCAUGCAACUCUGGAAACUUUGCUACGAUUUCUGAACUGGAUUCCUCUGGGAUACAUAUUUGAGACCAAGUUAAUCAGCACGCUAAUAUACAAGUUCUUAAAUGUUCCCAUGUUUCGAAAUGUCUCUUUGAAGUGCCUCACAGAGAUUGCAGGUGUCAGUGUAAGUCAAUAUGAGGAACAGUUUGUAACACUUUUUACACUGACCAUGAUGCAGUUAAAACAGAUGCUUCCUUUAAAUACCAAUAUCCGACUUGCAUACUCCAAUGGAAAAGAUGAUGAACAGAACUUCAUUCAGAAUCUCAGUUUGUUUCUCUGCACGUUCCUCAAGGAACAUGGUCAACUAAUAGAAAAAAGAUUAAAUCUGAGGGAAACAUUAAUGGAGGCUCUUCAUUAUAUGUUAUUAGUGUCAGAAGUUGAAGAAACAGAAAUUUUCAAGAUUUGUCUUGAAUAUUGGAAUCAUUUAGCUGCUGAGCUCUACAGGGAAAGUCCUUUUUCAACAUCUGCUUCUCCAUUGCUUUCACCAAGUCAACACUUCGAUGUUCCUCCAAGGAGACAGCUUUAUUUGCCUGUAUUGUCCAAGGUUCGAUUGCUAAUGGUUAGCCGUAUGGCUAAACCUGAAGAAGUCCUAGUUGUGGAAAAUGAUCAGGGGGAAGUAGUACGAGAAUUCAUGAAGGAUACAGAUUCCAUAAACUUGUAUAAGAAUAUGAGAGAAACACUGGUUUAUCUUACACAUCUGGAUUAUGCAGACACAGAAAGAAUCAUGACUGAAAAGCUUCAUAAUCAAGUGAAUGGAACAGAGUGGUCAUGGAAAAAUUUGAAUACCCUGUGUUGGGCUAUUGGCUCAAUCAGCGGUGCAAUGCAUGAAGAAGAUGAGAAAAGAUUCCUUGUUACAGUAAUUAAGGAUCUCCUGGGACUCUGUGAACAAAAGCGAGGAAAAGACAAUAAAGCCAUUAUUGCCUCAAAUAUAAUGUAUAUAGUGGGUCAAUACCCACGGUUUUUGAGAGCUCACUGGAAAUUUUUGAAGACAGUAGUCAACAAGCUGUUUGAAUUUAUGCAUGAAACCCACGAUGGCGUCCAGGAUAUGGCUUGUGAUACCUUCAUUAAAAUAGCACAAAAAUGCCGCAGACAUUUUGUUCAGGUUCAAGUGGGAGAGGUCAUGCCAUUUAUUGAUGAAAUUUUGAACAAUAUUAAUACAAUCAUCUGUGACCUUCAGCCACAGCAGGUGCACACUUUCUAUGAAGCAGUAGGAUACAUGAUUGGGGCACAGACAGACCAGACUGUGCAGGAGCAUCUCAUAGAAAAAUACAUGUUACUACCUAAUCAAGUAUGGGACAGCAUAAUUCAACAGGCAACAAAAAAUGUUGAUAUUCUAAAGGAUCCUGAAACAGUUAAGCAGCUUGGUAGCAUUCUAAAAACAAAUGUAAGAGCAUGUAAAGCAGUUGGCCACCCCUUUGUGAUUCAGCUUGGAAGAAUUUAUCUGGAUAUGCUGAAUGUGUACAAGUGCCUAAGUGAAAAUAUUUCUGCAGCUAUUCAGGCUAAUGGUGAAAUGGUAACAAAGCAGCCCUUGAUUAGAAGUAUGAGGACUGUAAAAAGGGAAACAUUAAAACUAAUUUCUGGCUGGGUGAGCAGGUCCAAUGAUCCUCAGAUGGUAGCUGAAAAUUUUGUUCCUCCCUUGUUGGAUGCAGUUCUUAUUGACUACCAGCGAAAUGUUCCAGCUGCUAGAGAACCUGAAGUACUUAGUACUAUGGCUAUCAUUGUAAACAAGCUGGGUGGACACAUUACUGCUGAAAUACCUCAGAUAUUUGAUGCUGUUUUUGAGUGCACAUUAAAUAUGAUCAACAAGGACUUUGAAGAAUAUCCUGAACAUAGAACAAACUUCUUCUUGCUACUCCAGGCUGUAAAUUCAAAUUGCUUCCCAGCUUUCCUGGCCAUUCCACCUGCACAGUUCAAACUCGUUCUGGAUUCUAUUAUUUGGGCUUUCAAACAUACAAUGAGAAAUGUUGCCGAUACAGGACUUCAGAUACUUUAUACUCUACUACAGAAUGUUGCACAAAAAGAGACUGCUGCCCAGAGUUUCUAUCAGACGUAUUUCUGUGAUAUUCUUCAGCACAUUUUCUCAGUUGUUACAGACACCUCACACACUGCUGGUUUAACAAUGCAUGCGUCCAUCCUUGCAUACAUGUUCAACUUAGUAGAGGAGGGGAAAAUAAGUACUCCAUUAAACCCUGGAAAUCCAGUGAACAACCAGAUGUUUAUUCAGGAGUAUGUUGCUAAUCUUCUCAAAUCUGCGUUUCCUCACCUGCAAGAUGCCCAGGUUAAGCUGUUUGUAACAGGACUCUUCAGUUUAAACCAGGAUAUUCCUGCCUUCAAGGAACACCUAAGGGAUUUCCUAGUCCAAAUCAAGGAAUUUGCAGGUGAAGACACAUCAGACUUAUUCUUGGAGGAAAGAGAAACAGCCCUUCGGCAGGCUCAAGAGGAGAAGCAUAAACUUCAGAUGUCUGUACCUGGCAUUCUUAAUCCACAUGAGAUUCCUGAGGACAUGUGUGAUUGAAAAAAUAAAAUAAAACAAGUUUUGCAGUUUUCUUUCUGUACAGCUACUUUGUUGUGAUAGAAGAGAACAGCACUUGGAUAUUUGUUGACCAAAAUGAUGCCAAUUUGUAAAUUAAAAUGUCACAUAGUGGCCCUUUUUCUUAU
Messenger RNA from Dryobates pubescens (Downy woodpecker), 3526 nucleotides. It is a transcript of the gene XPO1, whose product is annotated as exportin 1. Gene Ontology annotation, biological process: ribosomal small subunit export from nucleus; ribosomal large subunit export from nucleus; protein export from nucleus. Gene Ontology annotation, cellular component: nucleus; cytoplasm. The transcript is spliced from 26 exons. NCBI's taxonomy places the organism in Eukaryota, Metazoa, Chordata, Aves, Piciformes, Picidae. The record is from RefSeq and is a predicted model, not a curated record. Gene Ontology annotation, molecular function: nuclear export signal receptor activity; small GTPase binding. The coding region runs from base 168 to 3383 and encodes 1071 amino acids.